This is a messenger RNA of Paramecium pentaurelia, 1612 nucleotides long. The record is from the annotation of a GenBank genome assembly. NCBI's taxonomy places the organism in Eukaryota, Ciliophora, Oligohymenophorea, Peniculida, Parameciidae.
AUGAAACCGCAAUAAAUACCACAGUAAGCUGCUUAAAGUGAUCAUGAGUUUGAUAAACAUCAUCAUCAUCAUGAAAGUUAAGCAGAUGAUCAUGGUGAUGAAAAUCACUUAAGAGAAUACACAGCAAAGGAAUUAAGGAGUAUUAAAAUCUAAGGUGUUAUAUGUUUAAUUGGAGGAAUUGCUUUACAUUUUGUAUUAGGAACAUUUUAUCUAUGGGGUGGAAUUAGUAUACAUUAUUUAUUAAGAAUAGGUCCAUAUGUUGGUGCUUAUAUGAAAGACAGAGAUGAAAGUGUCACAUAAUCUACACUCUAGAUUAUAUUUCCAAUAUUAGGAAUUGGAUUAUUUUCUGUCCUUUCGUUUGGAGUUAAAUUGGCUCAACGAAUUGGAUACAAAACAAUGAUUGCAUUAGGUGGAAGCAUAAUAUCACUGGCUUUUUUAAUAUUGUCAUUCAUAAACAAUAUUUAUGCAUUCAUUUUGAUAUAUUGUUUUAUGAUUGGUAUUCCAUCUGGAUUAGUAUAUAUGUUACCUAUAAGUAUGAUAUUAUUAAAUAAGUAGUAUGUGGAUGGAAAUUCUUUCCUUUUAAUAGAGGAAUGGUAUCUGGUUUAAUUAUUGCUGGAUAUGGAUUUGGAGCAUUUAUUUUUAAUUUUGUGUGUAAGGCAAUUUGUAAUCCAAAUAAUGUGGAACCAAGUGUUUCAUUUGAAGAAGAUGGAAAAUAAAAAAAAUACUUUCCCAGGGAUGUAUUUAAGAAUGUCCCCUUUAUGUUUUAAAUGAUGGCAUUGUAAUUUAUUUUUUAUAUCUAAUUUUAGAUCCUAUUUUAUAUUAACAAUAAUAGCCACAUUAUUAAUAAAAUAUCCAAGAGAUCUUCAUCUAGAAUAUUAAUCUGUUUUAGGAGAUGGAGUUAAGAAACCUAGUGGAAUAAAUCAUGAAAAAUCAAUAGAUUAUCAUCCAACAGUAUUACAUGCAGAAUGUGAAUCUUUAAGUUAAGGAAUCAAAUCAAGACCAUUUUGGUUUUUAAUUGUUAUGGUUUUAUGUUCAGUGAUAUUUGGAUUAUUGAUGGCAAAUUGUUAUAAAGUGUUUGGUUAAACUGUAAAUCUAAAUGAUUAAUAAUUAUUUAGCUUGGGAUUGAUGACUCAAGUUUAACAGUACUUGGUUCAGUAUAAUCAGUAUGUAAUGGAGGAUCAAGAUUUAUAUGGGCUGUGUUAUUUGAUAAAUAUGGAUUUAAAAAACUUUAUUUAGUUAUUUCAGUAAUUAAUUUGAUAUGCAGUGCUUCAAUUGGAUAUAUUAACAAUAGUUAUGCUGGAUAUUUUAUAAUUUUAUGUUUGACAAUGUUUUGUGAAGGUGGACUAUUAUCAUGUUAUCCUGCUGUUAGUGCUAAAGUUUUUGGACAUAAAGUAAAUAAAAAAUUAAUAUAUAGGUUGGACCUAUUAUUUAUGGAGGUUUAUUUUUUGUGAUAGGAUUAUCAAACAUGUUGGGAUAUUUGUUGUACAAAUUUGGAGAACCAGAAAUAGGAUAUAAUGGAGUAUUUUGGAUAAUAUUUGGAUUUUGUAGUGUAGCAUUUAUCUUGGGAGUAUUCUUUAAAGAGGAGCAUGAAUGGAAAAAGGAAAAAAGAUGA